Molecule: messenger RNA, 1608 nt
Organism: Nymphalis io (European peacock)
Lineage: Eukaryota; Metazoa; Arthropoda; Insecta; Lepidoptera; Nymphalidae
Gene: wds
Product: WD repeat-containing protein 5
Exons: 8
Coding region: 229-1269 (346 amino acids)
Cellular component (GO): Set1C/COMPASS complex
Molecular function (GO): histone binding
Source: RefSeq, a predicted model, not a curated record
ACUGUAUGUUGGUAUUAUUGCUCGUUCUUCGCGAAAUGCACGCAUUGGGACGCUCGGAUUUAGAAUGUUCUUUGAAAAUCUACGUUGAAUUAAAUGAAACUUCGUUAGUGAAUGUUAAGUUUUGUGGUCACUGUGUUCAUAAGUUACAUUUAAGUUAUUGUUCAGUGUGUAUUAGUGACUGUUUUGGUUGACCAACAAAGUUAAGAGUAGUGCGUCGAAAGUUGAAACAUGGUGCCGCUAGGACCCGGGCCAGGCCAUCCUACCGCACACCAAACACACGGCGGGCCAUCAACUAAUCUAUCCGGUCCAAAUUCGCUAUCACAAAGUUCCUCGCAGUCAAAUAAGUCUUCAGUAGCGAAGCCGAAUUACACACUUAAAUUUACUCUAGCUGGACAUACAAAGGCGGUGUCGUCUGUUAAAUUUAGUCCCAAUGGCGAAUGGCUGGCAAGUUCCUCUGCUGACAAACUGAUAAAAGUGUGGGGAGCUUAUGAUGGCAAAUUUGAGAAGACGAUAUCUGGACACAAAAUGGGCAUUAGUGAUGUAGCAUGGUCGUCAGACAGCAGGCUGAUUGUCAGUGCUAGUGAUGAUAAAACUUUAAAGGUCUGGGAACUGAGUUCUGGGAAAUGUUUAAAAACAUUAAAGGGACACAGCAAUUAUGUGUUUUGUUGUAAUUUCAACCCACAGAGUAAUCUUAUUGUUUCUGGAAGUUUUGAUGAAAGUGUGAGAAUAUGGGAUGUAAGAACAGGUAAAUGUUUAAAGACGUUACCAGCGCAUUCAGAUCCAGUCUCAGCGGUGCAUUUUAAUAGAGACGGAAGCCUUAUUGUCUCGUCAAGUUAUGAUGGUUUAUGUCGAAUCUGGGAUACGGCGUCCGGUCAGUGCCUUAAAACUCUUAUAGACGACGACAAUCCGCCAGUUUCCUUUGUUAAAUUUUCACCCAACGGUAAAUACAUUUUGGCAGCGACACUCGAUAACACACUGAAGCUCUGGGAUUACAGUAGAGGGAAAUGUUUGAAAACAUAUACUGGCCACAAGAAUGAAAAGUACUGUAUUUUUGCAAACUUUAGCGUUACUGGUGGAAAGUGGAUAGUAUCAGGAUCAGAAGACAACCUGGUGUACAUAUGGAACUUGCAGUCCAAAGAGAUAGUUCAGCGGCUGUCGGGACACACCGACACAGUGCUGUGCACGGCGUGUCAUCCCACCGAGAACAUCAUCGCAUCUGCUGCACUAGAAAAUGACAAAACCAUAAAGCUUUGGAAGAGCGACACGUAAUUUUUAAUUGGAAAACGCACAGACAGCGACUUAUAAAUUGUGGCUUCAUAUUGAGAGCCUGGCCUUUGGCUUGUGAAUAGUUUUAUAUGAAUAAGGUUUUACUAGUUUAUGGAGUUACGGACAAUCAGAUUUGGAGCGUAUUUCAUUUCUAUACACAUAGUCAAAACACAGAUGAAUGUAUGACUUUUCAUUUGUCAUAAGAUAUUACAUAUUUUUGUAUCUAAAGUGCAAAUGAAAGAUGAUUGAAAUGUUUUAGCCAUUAUGUUUUAGUUUAUAAUGAGUUAUUAAGGAUCUUGCUUAAUAAUAACUUGUUGGAUGCAAUUAAAAAUUUAGUAGUUA